AUGAAUAUCAAGGGACUGAGCACAUCACCAAUGAUCGUGGCCAACAGUUUGCAUUCCAACCGAUUCGUCUUUGGCAAGAGCUUGGGAACUGGAAUGUGCCACGUUGACAACCUGUUCCUCUAUGACUAUGGUGGCGACUGGACGAUGCCAGCCAUCCGCAAGUGGAUCGCAGGAAUGGGACAGCGUAUUGCCGAGGUGCAUGCAGCCGGAGACGACUGUGUAAAGUCGUGCUACGAGGCCACCUGCAUGAGCUAUGAGUUUGUCCGUGCCAAGAAGCGAUACGAGGAUAACAUGCGUCGUUCUGGUGUGCAUCUGACCAACGUCAAUGAUGCUCCACUACCGUGUGAUCGACGCCGUGUUCCUCAAGCCGAUGGUCACCUCCAGCAUGGAUGA
Messenger RNA from Acytostelium subglobosum LB1, 393 nucleotides. RefSeq lists its product as hypothetical. Lineage: Eukaryota; Evosea; Eumycetozoa; Acytosteliales; Acytosteliaceae. The coding region runs from base 1 to 393 and encodes 130 amino acids. The transcript has a single exon. The record is from RefSeq and is a predicted model, not a curated record.